GGUUAUUGGCAGGCUGAUAGCUGGGUACAUAGUGUGAUGGUUAUUGGCAGGCUGAUAGCUGGGUACAUAGUGUGAUGGUUAUUGGCAGGCUGAUAGCUGGGUACAUAGUGUGAUGGUUAUUGGUGGUUGAUAGCUGUGUACAUUGUGUGAUGGUUAUUGGCAGGCUGAUAGCUGUGUACAUUGUGUGAUGGUUAUUGGUGGUUGAUAGCUGUGUACAUUGUGUGAUGGUUAUUGGUGGCUGAUAGCUGUGUACAUUGUGUGAUGGUUAUUGGCGACUGAUAGCUGUGUACAUUUUGUGAUGGUUAUUGGCGGCUGAUAGCUGUGUACAUUGUGUGAUGGUUAUUGGCGACUGAUAGCUGUGUACAUUUUGUGAUGGUUAUUGGUGGCUGAUAGCUGUGUACAUUUUGUGAUGGUUAUUGGUGGCUGAUAGCUGUGUACAUUUUGUCUAUACACGGCUGAGUCCCUCCAGGGAGCUGUGUAAUUACUGGACAAACUGCAGGGAAUUGUUUUGUGCAGUAAUUGUUUAUUCCACAUAAGAGUCUGUGACUUGCCCAGCCCUAUACAUUGUACCUGACACUAAUCCGCUCUGGAGAGGACUGGACUUCAUGAGGUUUCAGGUCGGCCCCAAAAAGUCAACAUGUGAAAGGGUCAGAACGUCUGGGCGCCUUCUUCUAACCUCUGGCUGGUGACAGCCCCCCAUGGACCCGGUCCAGCGGUCCUCAAACAGCUCUACGGGGGAAUUCCAACGAAAUGAAAAUGGUUGGCAGAAUUCCGUUAUCAUUAUCCCCACGUUGCUGUCAGCAUCCACACUGAUUGUGGUAAUCGUUAUUUUAUGGAAAUCAAUAAGGAGGAAAGGGGAAAAGAAACGUGUGUCUGUCAGCGAUGACACAGCAGCUGACUUGGGCGGAGAAUGGGCAGUUAAUAAUGCAGCUACUUACGAGAACUUCCCCGAGGUUGUAGACCCAAUCCUGAAGAAAUGGGAGAUGCCAGAUGGGUGGCAGAUCACCGACCAGGUGGUUAUUUGCAAUGGACAAUAUGGCCCUAUAAGUCGUGCCUCCCUGGUUGGAGAGGGGGUCGCUGAUGGCAAACAGGAUGUAGUCCUAAAAGAACUAUCUGAGGAUUUCAGUCCAGGCGAAGCCCAGGACUUUACUGACCUCAUGAAGUUUCACAUCCAAGUUUGUAAUCACGAGAACCUGGUGAAGAUGCUGUGUUGCAAGAUUGAAGCGAGACCGCUUUGUCUUGUUUUGAAAGCCAUGAACCUCGGAAAUCUACUCUCAUUUCUGUGGCGAUCUCGUCAGGGUGACAAUGGAAGUAGAGUCACAGAGAAGUGGAUCUUUCACACAGCUACCCAGGUGGCGAGUGCUCUGGAGUAUCUGUCAGGAACACAUAGCCUUGUCCAUGGGUUUGUGGCAGCAUGCAAUGUUCUGAUCCACGAGGAUAUGACUGUGGAGCUUUGUGGCCUUGGUUUGACCGCGAUAAUGCACCGGACUGGGAGCAUUCCAGCCAGGCGAGCGGCCCAAGUGCCACUAAAGUGGCAGUCACCAGAAAGGUUAAGCGGAGACACCCCCACAGAGAAGAGCGACAUGUGGUCCUUUGGGAUUUUACUCUAUGAGAUGGUCACCUUAGGUUCUCCUCCGUAUCCAAACCUGGAAAUCUCUCAGGUGCUUCCCAGCCUUCAGAAGAUGCAGUGGAUGGAGAAACCUGCGCGAUGCACGGACCGGCUCUACGAAGUCAUGUUGAGAUGCUGGGCAUGGGAAGCAUCUCAGAGACCUUGUUUCAUGGAACUGAUGAAACAGCUACAAAACCUUGUGGGCAAGGCAGAUGACCACACACGUCUGUCAGCCUUGGACACCAUUAGUCAAAGUGACUACACGCGCCUGAGUGGGAUUUCUGUAUGUCCCGGUACGUUAACCUGUGUGCAGGGAGCUGGACAUGGACCUUAAAGAUGUUAGCCAAAGUUGGCAAGAAGAUACAUGUAAACUGGUUUCCACAUUUUGUUGGCUUCAGAAACUAAACGGACACUCUGUGCAUGUGAAUAGGACAAACUGACACUGGCUUUCUUUCCUAAACCCUCUAAGGGGGGCGAGCAGCUAAUGGGUGGCAUUAGAAUUCGUUUGUAGAAUAAUCGGAGUCUGUUCGGAAGUCCAGAAUUUGGAAUUAGAUUGUCAGCUUUUCCACUUCUUUAGUUAAAAGAGAACAAUAAAGAAAAUAUAACGAUAUUUAUUAUAAAGUUGUAGUGUUCAUAGCCUUUUAGUUUAAAAUAUAUCAGAGGUUUAGCCCACCCCCAUUCUUAGCCAGCGAGGCCAGUGACCCAAAGAGAUAUGUUCUCUGUAGAAAACUCCAGAAAACCAAAGUCAAUACAUAGUGAGCAAAACAGGACUUAAAAAGGCCAAAAUAUAGUUACAAAAUUAAAUUAGCAUAAAAAGAUAUAACAAUAAAACCAAACACUCCCCUACGCAAGUGAUGAGCAUAAUACACAAAAAUAUGCUUAUAAAGGGCUAUAGCAUACACUACCAAACUUAAAUUUUUCUUUAUAAUUCCCUAUUUAAAGUGAGACAUUAAGCCUGGAGAUUGUAUCAUCCAUUAUAACAUAGUAAAAACAAUUAACUGAUCAGCUCUCCGUGUUGUCUGAGUGUGAGAAGAAAAACAAAAGACACCUAUAAUAUAUAUUAACUUUAUUCAAAGACGUUAAUACUCAAAUAUGGUUAAUAAAUCACAGUCACAUCGGCUACAUUGUUCUUUGAAUAGAGCUAAGAAUGGUCACUGUAUCCUGGGCCAGUGCCGGUGAUCUCGCCCAAUAAAUGUACAAUUGCAGACACAUAGCGUUUCGAUGAAUGUUUCAGCUUGGAUCUCACAGGGUAGUCAUUAAUUCAGGCCAUCUCUAGUCCAGGAAUGUUUGUACACAGUUCUAGUAAUCAUGAAAACAUUUCAUAUGUAAAUCUUGCUCACAAGGUA
Molecule: messenger RNA, 2955 nt
Organism: Pelobates fuscus (common spadefoot toad)
Lineage: Eukaryota; Metazoa; Chordata; Amphibia; Anura; Pelobatidae
Product: tyrosine-protein kinase STYK1-like
Exons: 10
Coding region: 699-1943 (414 amino acids)
Biological process (GO): cell surface receptor protein tyrosine kinase signaling pathway; protein phosphorylation; multicellular organism development
Cellular component (GO): signaling receptor complex; plasma membrane
Molecular function (GO): ATP binding; transmembrane receptor protein tyrosine kinase activity
Source: RefSeq, a predicted model, not a curated record